Hypanus sabinus (Atlantic stingray) is the source of this 3272-nucleotide messenger RNA. Its product is annotated as general transcription factor II-I repeat domain-containing protein 2-like. Bases 1711 to 2946 code for a protein of 411 amino acids. NCBI's taxonomy places the organism in Eukaryota, Metazoa, Chordata, Chondrichthyes, Myliobatiformes, Dasyatidae. The transcript has 3 exons. The record is from RefSeq and is a predicted model, not a curated record.
AUUGUGCAAACAGGAGGAAAUUUGCAGAUGCUGGAAAUUCAAGCAACACACACAAAAUGCUGGUGGAACGCAGCAAGCCAGGCAGCAUCUGUGGAAAAGAGUUGUGGCUGAACUAGUGAAUUUCUAUAAGUAACCUCGCUGCGCAAAUAUUGCAAUCAUUUCCGACCACUCGCUUAAGCUGACUUUCGAAUCCCUGUAAACCACCAGCCUCUGCAACCAAUGGAGUAUAACAAAACCUCUAACACACAUUCACUUCGGACUCAAAAGUAAGUAGGGUAAUUGAGGUCAACCCUCAGACGAGAUUAAAAAGAUUAAAGUUAUUUACAGCUAAGGAAUAAAGACAGCCGAGGAAGAGGAAACAGCUUGCAGUCAGGUGGUUAAAAGAGUGGAGACAAUCUCGUUGGGGGUAAGUGGUCUAGGACGUCCUUGUCUGGUCAAUGGUGUUAACAAAUGAGUUGAAUACUUCCCACCCACCACCUUCCACCUCGCUGGGUCUCACCUAUCACCUGUACUCCACCCGAUUGCCCUCCCCACCACCUUUCUUAUCCUGGUUUAUGAGCCCUUCCUUCCGGUCCCGAUGAAGGGUCAUGGCGACUGUUUAUUCCCCUCCAUAGAUGCUGCUGCCUGACUUGCAGAGUUCCUCCAGAAUUUUGUGAGGGUCGCUAGAGGGAAUCCAAACAUGGUUUAUGAGUAGAUAAACAACAGGAAGAUAGCUAACAAAAGAGUAAGGCCUUUAUAACCAAAAAGAUCACCUGUGUGUAGAGAUGAUGGGUUAAGCAAGAGCCUGAAAUAUCGUUUUGUCAUUUUAUGGGGAUCUCCCUUCCUCAGUGGAAAAAAAAUCCGCUUGGCUUGCAUUUACCCCAUCUAUACCUCUCAUAAUUUUGUAUACCUCUAUUAAAUCACUCUUCAUUCUCCUAUGUUCUAGGGAAUUAAGUCCUAACCUAUUCAAACUUUCCCUAUAACUCAGGUCCUACAGUCCUGGCAGUGUUCUUAUAAAUUUUCUCUGCACUCAUUCAGUAUUAUUGGCAUCUUUCCUGUAGGUAGGUGACCAAACUGCAUACGGAGACCUUAACGUAUAAUACAACUUCGACAUAAUAUUACAACUCCUAUACUCAGUACUUAGAUUUAUGAAGGCUAAUGUGCCAAAAGCUCUCUUUACGACCCUAUUGAUUUGUGACGAUACUUUUCAGGCAUUAUGGAUCUGUAUUACCCAAUCACUCUGCUCCACCACACUCCUCAGUGUCCUACUGCUCGCCAUGUAAGUCCUACCCUGGUUUACCCUCCCAAAGACCAACAAUUCACAUUUGUCUGCAUUAAAUUCCAUCUGCCAAUUUUUCCUGCUGCAUAGUCUUCCUCACUGUCCACUACACCCCCAGUCUUAGUGUCAUUGGCAGAUUUGCUGUUUGGCACAUUAAACUCCAGAUCAUUGAUCUGGAGGAUAAACAACAGCAGACCCAGCACCUAUUCCUGUGGCACACAGCUACUCACAGGCCACCAAUCAGAGAGGCACCCAUCUACUGUCACAAACAAGAGAAUAUCUGCAGAUGCUGGAAAUCCAUGCAACACACACACAAAAUGCUGGAGGAACUCAGCAGGACAGGCAGCAUCCAUGAAAAAUGACGCACUCUAUAUACAUUGACCUUUGUUGAGGUGCAGCGUAUUACUCCACAUUUGCACUUUACUCUUUGACCUCUCACCCCUUCUGUAAAGAUGAGUGGAGCUAAGAAAAGAAAAGUGGAUAGAGAAUGUCGGGUGUUUAAUAAGGAGUGGACAACUAAAUAUCUUUUUACCGAACACCGAUCAACUGCUGUAUGCCUGAUAUGCCAAGAGACUGUGGCGGUUUUUAAAGAAUAUAAUAUCAGCCGUCACUUUGCCACAAAACAUGCCAACUAUGCUAGCGACCAGUCAAUGAAAGAAUGGGAAGCUAAUGCUCAGAGGUUGGCAGCUAAUUUACAGGCUCAACAAAAUUUUUUUCACCGUCAAACUGCCAUUCAUGACUCAAGUACCAAGGCGAGUUUUAUGCUGUCAUUCAAAUUAGCAAAGGCCAGCAAGCCUCUGUCUGAAGGUGAGUUUUUAAAAGAAUGUAUGGUGGAGACAGCAGGUGUAUUGUGUCCGGAGAGCAAAGACAAAUUUGAAAAAAUCAGUUUAUCACGCAGGACAGUGACUCGCCGUGUGGAACUGAUAGAUGAAGAUAUAACCAGCGACUUAAAUAAAAAGGCAGAGUUGUUCACGUUAUAUUCAUUAGCACUGGAUGAAAGCAACGAUGUAAAAGACACUGCUCAGCUCCUCAUUUUUAUCCGAGAAAUUAACAAUACUUUUGAAAUAACGGAGGAGUUUUUGACAAUGGAGUCUCUGAAAGGAAAAACACGGGGAGAGGACUUGUAUGACCGGGUGUCUGCUGUCAUCGAAAAUAUGAAGCCCCCUUGGAGUAAACUCAUCAACGUCACCACAGAUGGAUCUCCUAAUUUGACGGGGAAAAAUGUCGGCCUGCUGAGGAGAAUACAGAAUAAAGUGAAAGAUGAAAAUCCUGACCAGGAUGUUAUUUUCCUUCACUGCAUCGUCCACCAGGAAUCUCUAUGUAAAUCGGUAUUACAGCUGAAUCAUGUUGUGAAUCCUGUCGUAAAACUUGUCAACUUUAUACGUGCAAGGGGACUUCUGCACCGUCAGUUCAUCACGUUCCUGGAGGAAACUGAUGCGGAUCACCAGGACCUACUUUAUCACUCCCGUGUCCGCUGGUUAAGUUUGGGCAAAGUGUUUCAACGAGUAUGGGAGCUCAAAGAGGAGAUCGGUGCAUUUUUGGAGUUACUGAGGAAGGCCGGCGAAUUUCCUGAGCUGAGCAACAAGAGCUGGCUUUGUGACUUUGCGUUUGCUGUGGAUAUAUUUUCACACAUGAAUGAACUGAACGUGAAGCUACAGGGGAAGGAUCAGUUUGUGCAUGACAUGUAAACAAACGUGAAAGCCUUUAAAUCCAAGCUGGCUUUUUUCUCCAGGCAAAUUUUGAAUAAGUUAUUCCCUCAUUUUCCCACACUAGCCACGCUGGAAGAGGCCGGCGCAAAUGUGAAAAAAUACAGUGAGUCACUGGAUGCGCUGCACAGAGAAUUCUGCCGUCGCUUUUCUGAUUUUGAAAAAAUUGACAAGUCACUUCAGUUGGUGGCCUGUCCCCUGUCACAAGAUCCUGAAACAGCACCAGAGGAGCUACAGCUGGAACUGAUCGACCUUCAGUCUGACCCCGUCUUAAAAGAGAAGUUCAACUCUCUUAAACUGAAUGACUU